GUAGUGGAUACGGUGUCGUAUUAACUCCUCCGUCAAGAUUACUUCUCUGUCGCCGUCGCCGCCGAGAUCAAUCGAUCGAUACACAGAGAAAGAGAGAGAGAGAGAUGGCUAUGUCUCAGGUGGUGAACACGUACCCUCUUUCGAAUUACAGCUUCGGAACUAAAGAACCGAAGCUGGAGAAGGACACCUCCGUCGCCGACCGACUCGCUCGUAUGAAAGUCAACUAUAUGAAAGAGGGCAUGAGGACUAGCGUUGAAGGGAUUCUUCUGGUGCAAGAACACAACCAUCCUCAUAUACUUCUCCUGCAAAUCGGUAACACAUUCUGCAAACUUCCAGGUGGACGCCUGAAGCCUGGAGAAAGUGAAGUCGAAGGUCUGAAGAGAAAGUUGACCAGUAAGCUUGGAGGCAAUUCGGCUGGAAUUGUACCUGACUGGAAGGUAGGAGAAUGUGUUGCGACAUGGUGGCGUCCAAACUUUGAAACCAUGAUGUACCCGUAUUGCCCUCCUCACAUCACGAAACCAAAGGAAUGCAAGAGACUCUACAUUGUUCACUUAUCUGAGAAAGAGUACUUCGCAGUGCCCAAAAACUUGAAACUCUUGGCCGUCCCUUUGUUUGAACUCUAUGACAAUGUUCAGAGAUAUGGACCGGUUAUAUCGACCAUUCCUCAACAGCUAUCCAGAUUCCAUUUCAACAUGAUUAGUUCGUGAUUCUACUCGGUGUUCAAGAAGAAGAAACCUGUCAGAUUAGGCACGAUAGAGAGAUGUAGCUACCAGUUUUAGAGAUCCGAGUUCUGGAUGAUGCAUGUUGGUUUCUUUACAUUAUAGACUUGUUGGCAUUAUGAAGAACAGGUUCGUUCAUGUAUCAGCACAAGAAGAUUAUUCAUCUAAUUUCUAAAAGCAUUCGUCAUUAUUUGACUAA
Messenger RNA from Brassica napus (rape), 918 nucleotides. Its product is annotated as pre-mRNA cleavage factor Im 25 kDa subunit 2. Gene Ontology annotation, cellular component: mRNA cleavage factor complex. The transcript is spliced from 7 exons. The coding region runs from base 105 to 707 and encodes 200 amino acids. NCBI's taxonomy places the organism in Eukaryota, Viridiplantae, Streptophyta, Magnoliopsida, Brassicales, Brassicaceae. The record is from RefSeq and is a predicted model, not a curated record. Gene Ontology annotation, molecular function: mRNA binding.